Messenger RNA from Nezara viridula (southern green stink bug), 693 nucleotides. The record is from the annotation of a GenBank genome assembly. Lineage: Eukaryota; Metazoa; Arthropoda; Insecta; Hemiptera; Pentatomidae.
AUGAUGAGGCACGUCUCCGCAGGGCACCGCCUCGUCGGCAUCAAACCCCGCCAUUACUGUCGUAUAUGCCAAAAUUAUAUAGAAGAACGACCCAAGAUCACCACACACCCGUGCUUGGAACACGCGGUGGCUCCGGUGGUGGAAAUGGCGGGGGCCGUGUUCGAGUGCGUACAGUGCGGAGACAAAUUUCCUACGUCCCGGGGGCUGCAUAACCAUGCCACGACGGCGCAUGCACCGAGGCCCACAGAGCAGGAGGCAGCCGCCGAGCCGGAACCCGGUAGAAGGGUCACCCGCCGAGCCGCCCGAGAACUAAAUAUGAAUGAUUUCCCCCCUGCUAGGCCGCCGAGCCCUGUCGCAGAAGAGGAAGGUGCUGAUCGGGGCGCUGCGAAGAUUUCGGAGGACCUUCGUCUACCCAUCGCUAAACUUUCACAUGAGAAAUGGCCAGUACCCGAAGUAGGAUUGGACAAAGGUGGACGAAGCAGUCAGGGCAGACUUGAAGAGAGUGCUCGACCUGCCAGCAGAGACCUCCCUGCAUGCCAGUUACAGGGAGGUGAAGAUAGCCCCUAUAGUCGUGGGCGCCCUGGGAACAUUGCCAUCCUCCUAGCUGUUGCCGCCAUCGCUCAGGCCGGACUCAUCGCAUCAAUUGUCCCCAUUACAGCCCCAGCCCUCGGCCGGACCCCAAGCCUUGACUAA